Molecule: messenger RNA, 2205 nt
Organism: Theobroma cacao (cacao)
Lineage: Eukaryota; Viridiplantae; Streptophyta; Magnoliopsida; Malvales; Malvaceae
Source: RefSeq, a predicted model, not a curated record
AUGGAUCCUGUUAUUACUGGUGCUGCUGCCAACGUUGCUUCGGAGGCUGCGAAAGGCAUCUUCCAUGAAGUUAAGCGUCAUAUGAGAUAUGUAUUCAUCUGCAAGAAAAAUGUUGAUAAGUUCGAGGAGAAAUUAAAGUCGUUGAUAGCAAAAAGAACAAGUGUUCAGCAAGAGGUUGAUGCUGCAAACAGGAAUGGGGAGAAGAUAAAAGCCGACGUCGAGCAUUGGCGAAAGACAGUGGACAAGGUAAUCAAUGAAGAGGACAAGAGGGUGAAAGAUCUUGAAGAAAAAGCAAAGAACAAGUGCUUCAUCGGCUUGUGUCCCAAUCUCAAGUCUCGCUACCAGCUAAGCAGGACAGCAGAAGAUGGUGCCGCGACCGUUGAUGACCUCAUCGGGCAAUGUCAAUUGAACGGAGUGGGAUACCUUGAUGUUCCACAAGCUAUAGUGGAUGCAUCUCCUAAUGGCUUUGAGACCUUCAAAUCAAGAGAGAAGGUUUUCAACGAUAUCAUGGAGGCAAUGAAAGAUGCUACUAUCAGCAUGAUAGGGGUGUACGGGAUGCCUGGCGUGGGCAAGACAUCACUAGUCAAUGAAGUUGCCACACAAGUUCAAGAGGUUAAGUUGUUUGAUUCGGUGGUUACCGUAACUGUAGCUCAAACUCCUGACAUUCAGAAAAUUCAAGAAAAUAUUGCAGAGUUAUUGGGUUUAAGACUAGAUGAUAAAAGUACAGAUGUAAGAGCUCGUAGAUUACACGAAAGGUUGAAGAAAGAGAAGACGGUUCUUGUUGUUUUAGAUGAUAUUUGGAAGAGACUGGAUUUGAGGGAAGUCGGAAUUCCAUUUGGAAGCCAACACAAGGGAUGCAAGAUAUUGUUGACGUCAAGAGAUCAAAAUGUUCUCUCCAAUGAAAUGGAUGCUGACAAAACUUUUGCAAUUGAUGAUUUAGACGAUGAAGAAGCUUGGGACUUGUUUAGGAAGAUGGCUGGGGCCGACAGUGUUGAAAGUGCUGAGUUGCGAUCUACAGCAAUUGAGGUAGCAAAAAAAUGUGCAAGAUUACCGUUGGCCAUUGCAACAGUUGCGAGGGCAUUGAGAAAUAAAGGUUUGUUUGUUUGGAAGGAUGCUUUACGGCAACUACAGAAGCCUUCCUCAAGAAACUUCACUGGGAUAUCCGCAGAUGUAUAUUCAGCUAUAGAGUUGAGUUACAAUCAUUUAGAAAAUGAAGAACUCAAACAGGCUUUUCUACUUUGUAGUCUACUACAUCGUGAUGCAAGCAUUGAGGACUUGUUGAAAUAUGCCAUUGGUUUGGGUGUAAUUAAAGGUGUUGACACCAUGGAGGAAGCACGAAAUAGCUUGUUAACAAUGGUGAGUAAGCUCAAAACCUCUUGUUUGUUGCUUGGUAGUACCAAUAACGAGUACUUUAAUGUGCACGAUCUUGUUUAUGAUGUUGCCAUGUUAAUCGCUUCUGAGGACAAUUACGUCUUUGCACCUAAGGAGGAUGUGCUGAAAGAUUGGCCUGAUGAAGAGACAAUGAAAAAGUGCAAAAUGAUUCAUUUGGGAUUUUCUGGUAUUACAGAGCUUCCUGACGAGUUGAAUUGCCCACACCUAGUUUAUUUUCAUGUCUUUGGCGAGUAUGGUGUCUUAUCAAAUUUACUUAGAUUAGAAGAAUUAUAUAUGAUGGGCACUUGCAUUCAGUGGGAAGUAGAGGGACAUGCCAAUCACCGAAGCAACGCUAGUCUUGCUGAAUUGAAGAAUUUGUCUCGUUUGACUGCUUUGGAGGUUAAAAUUCUUGAUGUCACGGCCAUGUCAGGGGGCUUGUUCUUUGAAGAGUUGCAAAAGUUGGAAAGAUACAAGAUUUUGGUAGGAAUUGAAGACAGCAUGUGGUUUGAAGCAUAUGAGUGUGAGCAUGAGUAUUCAAGGACUCUGUUACUCUCGUUAAGUAGAACUACUUAUCAUUUGGAUAAUGGAAUUAAGAUGCUUUUGAAGAAGACUGAAGCUCUAUAUUUGGUUGGAGAUCCCUGCAAAGAUAAUUUAAUGAUAAAAUAUAUCUUCAAUGAUAAUGGUGCAGCUGAUAAAAUUGAAUUUGCUGAAUUGCGAUAUUUGUCAUUUCGAAAGCUACCACAUCUUAUUAGCUUUUGCUCUGAAGACAAGAGCGCCUCUACAUCAAUGCCUCAACAUGAGUUGCCUCUUUUCAGUGAAAGGUCAACAUCCUGA